AUGGCCCUGCCUGAACACACAAGGGGAGAGGCAAAGGCUGGCUGGCACCCGGGGACGCCCCAGCGGCGUCAGGCCCGCUCCCUGCGCCUGAGCGGGGGGUUGUCUCGAAGGAGGAGCAGCAGUCUCAAAGUGGUACCCUCCAUGCAAUAUUUUCCGCGACUCCGAAACAAAGAAAACCGGGGACUAAUCGGGGCUGAGGCCAAAGAAGUCUCCCCACCUCAACGCGUGACAAGAUCCCAAGCUGCGAUAUCUGCUAAAAGCUCAGAGGUCCUUCCUGAGGUUGUUCCUGAGAGCCCUCCUGCCCAGCAAGUGGAAGGGAAGGUUUCCUUAGUAGAAGCCAAUGUCAGUGGUCGCGUUAGCACUGAGAUUCACCUCUGGAAGAGCACACCCGAACCAGCAGAGAAGCUUUCCACGAGCACCCUCUUGAGUUCAGGUGACGGCUCUCCCAAGGAAAGCAGGGUUACCAAGCUGCCGCCUGUGCCUGCAGCCUCUGAGCUCAUGGUCCCUCACACCCCUGAGGCAAACGACGCAGGAGAAAGCGAGGCUGCACCUAAGCUGAAGACAGCCAAGGCAGCCAAUACCACCUUCAUUUUAAGCGAAGAGUCUAGGCUGGAUGAGGGAGAUGACUCGACUCAGGUACAGGCGGGGGCUGACAAGGAGCCUUCCCAGCUCAUCAGGGAUAUCCCAGGGACUCCGACAGGCUCUAGACAGAGCCGUCGCUCGGUGCGUAGAAGUCUGAUGGGUAAAACUUCCAUGACUCGCAGAACCUCCUUAGCAGAGAAAUACUCAUUAGCCAGCAAGAGGGAAAGUGUGAUCCGGAAAUCUGUCACCAGGACAAUGGUUAAGAGGAAGGCAGCUCAAGGGUCGUCUGUGCCCUCCAGUCACAUGGAUGUCUCCAGCUCUGGAGAGGUGCCAGAGGAUGAAGAAACAGUUCUCAAAACUGGGCUGCCUCCUGGACCUUGUACCCCCUCCAAUUCGAAUCUCCAAAGUCCACGGAUGUCACUUCGCUCUCGGACUGUCACCAGAAACCAACAGCCCCAGGAGACGAGCACCAAUGAAAAUAACUUAAAUAAGAACGGGGAGACCCAGGAACCGCCCCAGAGUGCCAGGAGAAAGCCAAGUUACAAACGGGCUGUGGAUGAAUGCUAUGACAAUCAGCAAGCAGCUGAUGGAGGGCUUUCUCCUCCGAAAAGAAAGACCCCAUCCCCUACCUUUCCAGCCAGCAAAGUUGUACGUCCUUUCAAAACAUUUUUGCACACUGUGCAGAAGAACCAGCUCCUCAUGACGCCGAGCUCUGUGGGGAGAAAUGUAGUGAUAAAAUCUUUCAUCAGGUACAAUACUCCUCUCCAGUCCGAUCCCAAGGAAAAGGAAAGACAGAAGCUUGAGACUCUGAGGAAAAAGCAAGAAGCUGACCAGCUGAGAAAACAAAAACUGGAGGAAGAAAAGAAAAGGCGACUAGAGGAGGCAAAGCUGAAGCGUGAGGAGCGCCUGCGCAAAGUGUUGCGAGCUCGGGAACGGGCAGAGCAAAUAGAGGAAGAGAGGAAAAGGCGCAUUGAGCAGAAGAUAGCUCUAUUUGAUGAGAAGACUGAGAAGGUGCGGGAGGAAAGGUUGGCAGAGGAGAAGAUCAAAAAGAAAGCAGCUGCCAAGAAAAUGGAGGAAGCGGAGGCCCGGCGCAGGCAUGACGAAGAGGCCAGAAAACAAAAAGCACUGCAGCAGGAGGAGGAGGAACGUCGGCACAAGGAGCUAAUGCAGAAGAGGAAGGAAGAGGAGCAAGAACGUGGCAGGAAGAUUGCUGAGCGGAGACAGGCAGAGCAGGAGAGAGAAAAACUGCUGGCUGCGGAGAGAGAGCUGGAGAGGAAGAAGGAACAGGAGAGGAUCCAAGCAGAAAAGCUGCGUGAACAGCAGGAGAAGGCUGCUCGCCUGCAGAAGGAAGCGUUGGCUGCUAAAGAACGGCUCCAGAAGGAGAUGGAGAAGAAAGAACAGGAGGAGCAGAGGCUAGCAGAGAUGAAGAGACAGGAGCAAGAACAGAAGAAACUGCCAGAGGAGCAAAAGGCUAAAGACAGAGCCCAAACACAGCACCAAGAAAACCAAGAGAACUCACCUGCCUGCACUUCCUACCAGAUGACUCCACAGGCACAGAAAGAUCCAAAGCCCCCUGUCAUAAAUCCAAACAACUACGGACUGGAUCUCAACAGCGAUGACUCUACGGAUGACGAAAGCCAGCCUCGCAAGCCCAUCCCUGCCUGGGCAACUGGGAAUCAGCUUAGCCAGGCUGUGAUCCACCAGUACUACAACCCUCCCAACAUUGACGCCAUCUUUGGGGUGAUUGCAAGCCCCAAGCUGGAGGACAUCUUCUACAAAAGCAAACCGCGCUACUUCAAGCGCACAAGCUCUGCUGUGUGGAACUCCCCACCCUUUCCUGGUGCCAAAUCAGUUCUGGGUCUGCCAUGCAGCCUGAAAAAGUGCUGAGGCAGGCAGUGGCGGCUGCCUGUGGAGCAGGGGGUGUACGCUUGGGUGUCUAGGUGGGAGGGUAUUUCUGUUCAGUAUCUGU
Messenger RNA from Egretta garzetta (little egret), 2551 nucleotides. It is a transcript of the gene INCENP, whose product is annotated as inner centromere protein. The coding region runs from base 1 to 2469 and encodes 822 amino acids. Gene Ontology annotation, cellular component: kinetochore; chromosome passenger complex; midbody. Gene Ontology annotation, molecular function: protein serine/threonine kinase activator activity. The record is from RefSeq and is a predicted model, not a curated record. Lineage: Eukaryota; Metazoa; Chordata; Aves; Pelecaniformes; Ardeidae. Gene Ontology annotation, biological process: meiotic spindle midzone assembly; positive regulation of protein serine/threonine kinase activity; metaphase chromosome alignment. The transcript has 16 exons.